CCGCAUCAUAGUUUGGAAUUCUCUUUCUGCUUUAUUUAUCCAUAAGGUUGUGCUUGUUUAUUCUAGCAUCUCAUUAAUAAUGUCACCAUUUUAUUAUCAUCAUAUUCAUCAUAGAAUAGAAUCUUUUUGUAUAUACAUCCAAAUAUCCUCACGAUUAUCCACUAGAAUUCAUCAAUUUUUACAAUUUUCAUUGUUUUUCUUAAUACUAAUACCGUAUUCGAUCAAAGCAUCUAGUUCGUCAACAACAUCAUCACAGCAAUCAAUCUUCAUUGAAACAAUUGCUCAUCAAUAUGCAAAUAAUAAUCAUAAACUAUUAUCACAAAAUAUUGCUUCCGAAUCGGUUAUAUUAUCACCACGAACCAUACAAACAAAAUAUGGUUCAAUUCGUGGACAUUUAAUUAAAUUAUCUCGAAAUAAUAAACAACAACGUUUCUCUUCGACAACUUCAUCAUCACACCCACAAGUGUCUUCUUCAUCUCACCCAUCUACAAUAGAUUUAUCUGAUGUGGAAACUUAUUUAGGUGUUCCAUAUGCGACACCACCUACCGGUGGUUUACGUUUUAUGCCACCGGUUACACCAACACAUUGGCGUGGUGUACGUCUUGUAACUCGUUUACGUCCCGUUUGUCCACAACAUAUACCGGCACGUGAUUAUCAUGCUAUUCGUUCAAGAAAUGAAACAGAAGCCUUACGUUGGAUGCCACGUUCUCGUUAUGAAUAUCUACGUCGUUUAAUACCAAUGCUUGGCAAUCAAUCAGAGGAUUGUUUAUAUCUAAACAUAUAUGUUCCAGCAAUUUCCACAAAUAGACCAUCAUCAUCAGAUUCACAACCAUUUCCUGUUUUAGUUAUAUUACAUGGUGAAUCAUAUGAUUGGCAUUCCGGAAACGUAUUUGAUGGAUCCAUAUUGGCUUCAUAUGGACAAGUGAUAGUCGUCACUGUCAAUUUUCGUCUAGGGAUUCUAGGAUUUCUUCCCGCUUUCACUGAUGGUACUAUUCGUGGAAAUUAUGGCCUGAUGGAUCAAGUAGCUGCAUUACAUUGGAUACAGGAAAAUAUUGGUGAAUUUGGUGGCCAACCAUCUAAUGUAACAUUGAUUGGACAUGGUCAUGGUGGUGCAUUUGCUCAUCUAUUGAUGUUAUCACCAAUGGCAAAAGGUUUAUUCAACCGAGUGAUAUUGAUGAGCGGUUCAGCAUUGAGUCCAUGGGCAAUAGCACGAGAUCCCGAACAUUAUGCUCGUGAAUUGGGUCGCAAACUAAACUGUACCGAUUUGGAUACGAUGAUCGAUUGUCUACGUACAAAAAAAAUUAGUCAUUUAAUUGCUCAAUAUGAAAAUAUUUCACCCGAAUAUUUAACCGCAUUCGGUCCAAUAAUCGAUUCGAUUGUUGUGCCUUUUGAUCCGGUUCAUAUCUAUCAUUAUCAUCAACAUCAUAAUGAUCAACUUUAUCAUUCAUCAUCGCCCUCAUCAUCUUCAUCAUCAUCAUCAUUGGAACGAGCUACGAAUUCUAAUAAAGAACGUACACAUUUUGAUCCAUUAGCAUUGGCCCGAUCAUAUGAUCUAAUGAUUGGUGUUACUGAUGUCGAUUCACCAUGUUUAUUUUCCGAUCAUGAAUCUAUCUAUGGCGUUGAACCAGAUCGCCGUGAUCGUAUACUUCGUACACUUGUACGUAAUCUUUAUGAUUAUCAUCAACAAGCUAUAUUUUUAAUUUUAUACAAUGAAUAUUCAUCAUGGAAUGCUGCCACAACUCCUAUAUCAUAUUCAUCAUCAUCAUCAUCAACUUUAUCGAAUUUAAAAACAACUAAACGAUCAUUCGAUAUACUUGAUUCGGCUAAAUCCAUACUGAGCGAUGCAUUAGUAUUUGCUCCAUUGGUUCGUACGGCUGAUUUACACUCGAAUGAAUCAUGGUCUUCAACAUCAUCAUCACAAAAAUCACCUUUUGGUGGCCGUUUAUUUUUUUACUAUUUUGAUACAAAUCAAGUGAGCCAAGAAUCAUUGUUCAAUGAAAACCGUAUUUCGUCGACAUCAUCAUCGUCAUCUCCUUUUUCUCAGUCGACCGAUCAAUUACAUUUGUCAUCAUCGAAACGAAUUGUCUGUUCUAUUGGACAUGAUUUAGCCUUUUUAUUUGGAGAUCCGAUUGCUCAACUACAAUUCGGCCUCAAUAAUCAAGUUGGUCCAUUCUAUUAUCCGGUCAAUUUGACACAAACACAUCAAAUUGUAUCAGAAUUAUUCAUACAAUAUAUUGUCAACUUUGCUCGUUAUGGGGAACCGAAUGCGCGACCAUCACAUUUUACAAUGACAUCAUCUUCAUCAUCCUCUAGUCGACAACAAUCAAAAAUCAAAACUGCACUUACUCAUCGACAUUUUUGGCCUCGAUAUGAUCUGGAACAGAAAAAUUAUCUAUUAUUAGGAUCAACUGGUCCAAAACCAAUGGAUCAUCGUCAAAAUCAUCGUCUUUCUUUAUGGCUUAAUCUUAUACCACGAUUGUUGAUUGAUGAUCAAGAUUUUUAUCAGACGAAUUUUGGUGCCAAUCUCACGAAUAAUAAUGAAUCAUUCGAUCCAAACAAUCCCCGUAAUAACAUUAUGAGAACAUCGUAUAAAUUGCCAUCACGAUUUUCGUAUUAUUCGCGAAAUUUUCCCAAUCAUUAUUAUCGUCCAAAUAAUUCUUACCCAGGAAAUGAUCGUGUUAUUAGUGAAACUUCCAAACAUGUAGCCGGAUCAAUGGCUAUGGCAUCCGAACCAUAUUCUAGUCAACAACAACAACAUGAAAAACAAUUGUAUCGACAACAUCAUCUUCUUGUUGAUUACGAUAAUCCCAAAUCCUAUGAUGGUAUUGUUCGAUCAUUUUCAAAUGAUACAAACACCUUGAAUAAAAAUAAUAACAAUAAUACGGAUUCACUUAAAUCAAACAAUUCUCACAAUUCAUCAAUUCUAGAGAAUCAUUCAGCUGUAACAGCAAAUCUUUCAUCAACAUCCUCAAUCAAUCAUAAUUGGUAUAAUGUUACACAUCAUCCAAUAAAUUCAACGGAAAUGCAUGGUAGUGAUGGAAAUCGUUUGUUGCAUACACGCUAUGAUGAUUCUGGCAUGGGAAUCGGUCAUCCAAUGUAUUAUGGACCAGUCCCGGAUGGUUCGGUAUCCUGGUGGCUAAUUAUGAUAGGCACUGCUUGCGCCAUAUUAUUCUUUAUUAAUGUCAUAUUUUUUAUCGCACUUUUUUAUCAAUUAAAAAAGAAUCGUAAAGUACAGAAAAAUCCAAAAUCAAAUAACGAAAAUAAAAACGUUGAGAUAAAUAAUAUACAAUCAAAAUGCAACUUGUCUGGUGAUCAAUCACCCAACUUAUCGACAAUGUUUGGCAAUAAAUGUGGAAAUGAAUAUCGUGAAUCAACUCGAGCCGAUCAAAAUUUAGAUGAUAAUCUUAUGAUACUACAUACGACAAGCAAUAAUAAUAAUACUUUUAAUCGUAAGAAAUCAAAUAAUAUGAAUGAUUUCUCAUACAGCAUGUAUCCGACACCUGGUGAUCAUAGACAGCCAAUAAGCUUUGAAUUAACUCCUUCGGAUAUAACAACAGCCACUACAACAACAUCAACGAAUACAAUCGGUAAACGUACAAAAACAUUAUCGUUUGCACAUCAAGGACCUGUUACAUCCGGAUUAAAUGAUCAUCAUACGACAAUUCUUUUGAAUCAUAAUUCAGACAAUAUAGAUGGAGGUACGGUUGCUACCGGAAAUUAUGUGCCUUUUUUAACUGCAACCAAUACGAAUCCAACAACAUUAUCAUCAACUCAUCCACAACAAGCCACUUAUUAUUGCCUUCAAGUUAAUGCAACAAAUCAUUCGAAUUCUGGAAAUGAUGGCAGUGAUUAUGGCGAUCAAAUGAUUGAUGAUGGCACCACAAAUACAAUUGAAAUGCAAUCCCAGCAGCCAUCAUCGACAUCAAAUACUGGAUACCAUGAAAUGUCUUUGUAAAAAUCAUUAUUUAGUUUUAACAAGUUUUUUACCUGUAAUUGUUAAAGUUUUAUU
Molecule: messenger RNA, 4009 nt
Organism: Dermatophagoides pteronyssinus (European house dust mite)
Lineage: Eukaryota; Metazoa; Arthropoda; Arachnida; Sarcoptiformes; Pyroglyphidae
Source: RefSeq, a predicted model, not a curated record